GUGGUUGGACCAGAAGAUCUCGGAGCUCUUCUCCACCCUAACGACUCCAGCGUUAGCUCCCGGAGCCGAGCCCUGCCGCCGCCCCGCCCCUCGCGCCUGUGACGACAGCGGCGCGCGCCGCGGUGGCGGGAGUUGGCGCGAAGCUUUGCGGGGUUCCGGGGUUAGGGGGGGCGGCGGCGGCCAUGGAGCCGGAGGCGUCCCGCUGAGGAGGCAGCGCGCCGCCAGCAGCAUGGAUAUCCGGAAAUUCUUUGGUGUUGUACCCCCUGGGAAGCGACAAGAAUGCGAGAAUGUGAAAAAGAGUGACAAAAUAAAAAAUGGGGAAGGAGACUCGAGUGGGAAAAAGAGGGGAAAAGAGACUAAGGUGAAGAAUUCACCCAGUGAAGAUGUUCCCAAACAAAAGCAGACAUACAAGAAAAAAAGAAUCAUCUAUGAUUCAGAUUCAGAAGAGGAGGUGCAGUCAGUGAAAAAGUCCAAGAAGCCAUCAGAGAAAAAAGCAGCCACUCCAAAACUUGGUAAAGUUCUAAAGCAGCAUCCUGUUGUUUAUGUUUCAGAGACAGAUGAAGAUGAUGACUUUGUCAAUAAGAGAAUUUCCCUGAAACCAAAGGAGAAUGGGGCAUCAGCAAUCAGUUGUCCAGGAACGACGACGGUGAAAAAGGAAGAUGUAAAACCACGAGCUAAACCUAAACCGUUAUCUCCAGUGAAGCUGACUCCCACCUCAGCUCUCGAUUUCUUUGGAACAAGUAGUGUCCAGCGAUCAGAAAAGAAACUGGUAGCAAGUAAAAGGAAGGAACCCUCACAAAGCAGGGACAGCACAGUGGACGAUGAAGCCAUUGCUAGGCAACUGCAGCUUGAAGAAGAUUCAGAGCUGGAGAGACAGUUGCAUGAAGAUGAAGAAUUUGCUAAGACUUUGGCCAUGUUGGAUGAAACACCACAGAAGAAAAAGGCUCGGAGGGAUUCGGAAGAGCAGGCAGUACUGAGCUUCAAGAGCAGUCCUAAUGUGACAGACAGAUACAAGCAAUCUCAAAGAGUGAAAGCAACAAACUCAGCAGGUGAAGCAAAACAAACUAAAUCUGAAAAUUCAAAAGGGUCCCAUUUACCCCCACAAUCAACUGAUGGUAAACUAGCAGAAGAGUCGACUGAUAAGACCUUGCCUUUGAAACCUACCUCUAAGCUUGUGGCUCUUAAACGAAAAGAAGAGAUUGCUGAAAAGGAAAGAGGCACUCAAAGUUCAGUAUCAAAAGAAAAACUUCAGGGAAAAGAAGAGAAGAAAACACCAAAGAAGGACAAAAUUUCUCCAAAGAAGGCUGAGUCUGUAAGUCCUGAGGACUCUGAAAAGAAGCGAAACAAUUAUCAAGCCUACCGAAGCUUCCUUAAUCGUGAGGGUCCGAAAGCUCUGGGUUCCAAAGAGAUACCCCAAGGGGCUGAAAACUGCUUGGAAGGCCUGACGUUCGUAAUUACAGGAGUUCUGGAGUCUAUUGAAAGAGAUGAGGCCAAAUCUCUGAUUGAACGUUAUGGAGGAAAAGUAACUGGGAAUGUCAGCAAGAAGACGAACUACCUGGUUAUGGGACGAGACUGUGGCCAAUCUAAAUGUGAAAAGGCAUCAGCUUUAGGGACAAAAAUUAUUGAUGAGGAUGGCCUAUUUGACCUUGUUCGAACUAUGCCAGGCAAAAAGUCCAAAUAUGAGCUGGCAGCUGAAUCGGAGGCAAAGAAAACAGAGUCGAGACAUAAAAAGACACCACAGAAAACUGAAGCUGGCAAAAAGAAUUUUAGCCCCCUCAAAAGGGAAGCUGAUAUUAAAAAAAGAAAUUAUACUCCUGAGAAGGGAGGUACCUUCAAAUCUGUUAAGAAAGAAACUGCUGCCGCUCGAAAGCUUACAGACUUUAAACAGCAAACAGUGGAGAAGAAAGAGGUCCCAGAACCUAAGGGGACCUUGGUCUCUGAGAUUAAUGAAAAUGGAACAGAGAGAUUGCUAUGGGUGGAUAAAUACAAGCCUACGUCUCUCAAGGCAAUCAUUGGACAGCAGGGUGAGCAAAGCUGUGCCAAUAAACUUCUGCGAUGGCUCCGAAACUGGCACAAGAAUACCUCGGAAGAUGGACAAGCAAAGGCCAGCAAACUUGGAGGCAAAGAUGAUGGUAUUAGUUCUAAAGCAGCAUUACUUUCUGGUCCACCUGGAGUUGGUAAAACUACUACAGCUGCUUUAGUUUGUAAGGAACUGGGGUAUAGCUACGUGGAGCUGAAUGCCAGCGACACUCGAAGUAAGAACAGUCUAAAGGAAGUAGUUGCUGAAUCGCUUAACAACACCAGCAUCAAAGACUUCUGUUCUGGCACAUCCUCAUCAGUUAGCGGGAAACAUGUAUUGAUCAUGGAUGAAGUGGAUGGUAUGGCAGGCAAUGAAGACAGAGGAGGGAUUCAGGAGUUGAUCGGUUUGAUUAAACACACAAAAAUACCCAUCAUCUGCAUGUGUAAUGAUCGAAACCAUCCUAAAAUCCGUUCCUUGGUCCACUACUGUUUUGAUCUUCGUUUUCAGAGACCUCGUCUAGAGCAGAUUAAGGGUGCUAUGAUGUCUAUUGCAUUUAAAGAAGGCUUAAAAAUUCCACCACCUGCUAUGCAUGAGAUAAUCCUGGCAGCAAAUCAAGACAUCAGACAGGUUUUGCAUAAUCUUAAUAUGUGGUGUGCAAAAGAUAAAUCAUUGACUUAUGAUGAGGCCAAAACAGAUGCCAGCAGAGCUAAAAAGGAUAUCAAACUGGGCCCUUUUGACGUUGUCCGGAAGGUUUUUGCUGCUGGAGAGGAGGCUUCUCGUAUGUCUCUUAUAGACAAAUCCGACCUUUUCUUCCACGACUAUUCCCUAGCACCUCUUUUUGUUCAAGAGAACUACGUACAUGUGAAACCGUCUGCUGCCGGGGGAGAUCUGAAAAAGCACUUGAUGCUCUUGAGUAGAGCAGCUGAUAGUAUAUGUGAUGGUGAUCUAGUGGACAAACAGAUUCGCACCAAGCAAAACUGGAACCUUCUACCAACACAGGCUAUUUAUUCGAGUGUUCUCCCCGGGGAGCUGAUGAGAGGUUACAUGUCCCAGUUUCCUGUCUUUCCCAGCUGGCUGGGGAAAUUUUCAUCCACAGGCAAACACGAACGGAUUGUUCAAGAACUGGCAAUGCACAUGAGUCUCAGAACCCAGAUGUGCAAGAGGACAGUAAACAUGGAGUAUCUGUCUUAUCUGCGGGAUGCACUUGUCCAGCCUUUGAAAGACUUUGGAGCAGAUGGUGUACAACAAGCUAUAACUUUCAUGGACUCUUACUGCCUGAUGAAAGAAGAUGUUGAAAAUAUCAUGGAAAUAAGCAUGUGGGGAGGCAAACCCAGUCCUUUUUCAAAGCUGGAUCCCAAGGUCAAAGCCGCUUUUACACGUGCCUACAACAAAGAGGCGCAUCUGACUCCGUAUUCCCUUAAUUCUGUGAAGACAUCUAAAAGGCAGUCAGGAUCCGUGGCAACCUCUGAACUGAGUGAAGACCUGAAUGUGGAUGAGAUCCAGUCUGAUGAGGAUGAGCAAGACAGUGUUGAAAGCGAUGCAAUGAUUAAGCAAAAAAAGGCGAAGUCUUCCAAGCUGCCAAAAAGAGAGAAAAACGAAGAACCAACAAAAAAAGAAGGGAAAAGGAAGGAGAAAACAAGACAUUAAACACAAUCUUGCUCUGGAUGUGGCUUUGCUUAUCUAACUUCUGUCAGGAACAUGAACGCUCCACUGAUGUAGCUGGGAAAGUAGAACCAGCGCGUUGAAAAUGCUCCUCUUAUAGAGGUGAUGUAGCUACUGUAUUCUCACACUAUGCAGUGCUGUACUUACUCUUAACGUGCUACGUUACAAGCUAUAAAUAUUCUUGUAAAACAAGCGCCAGGGUGCAUGAACAUGAUACAAAUGUGAUGCUUAGUUACCUGGUGUUUUUGCUAAGUCUUCGCAGGACUUCCAUUUUUUUUAUAAAUCCUCUGUUAUUAUGUGGUGAAAUCUUGUAAAUAGUACAUGAUGCAAGAAAGCUGAUUUGCAUAUUUGUACAUUAUAGGAAUUAAGCAGUAUAUAAGAUUACAAUAAAAGGUGUUUCGCACAAGUUUUUUUUUUAAAUUUUGCUUAAGUUCCUGGAAUGUUUGUCUUUCUCCUUUCCUUUUGAGGUUCUGGCUUUUCUGCAUUUGUCAGGAUGUGGUUAUAUUUUUUUCCCCCAGCUUUGCUUUUGUGUUUUAGAGACGCAGAAAAGCAGUGAGGGAUUUAAGCACUGUCUCUUCAAAGUUUGGAACUAAAAUGUUAUCUCUUUAAUCAAAGCUAGAACAGAAUACCUAAGAAUACCUAAAUACUGUUUAAUACCUAAAACUGUUUAACAGACACUGUUAAAUAGAAAUUAGCAUGAUUAAAACUCACUUGAUGUUGGAUAAGAGAACACUUAAGUCUUCUGCCACCCACAUCACACAGUGCCCCUUGCCUUUGGUGCAGACGAAAUGUAAGUUUUGCUUGAUAAGAUUUUAAUUUAAUCAAUGGGGUUUAUUACUAUAAUAAAUCAAAGUACAAAAUUUAUCAAAAGCUAAAUAUUUACAGAUUAUCACAAAAUAGAAGUGAUAUGGUUGUUGUUAAAUCCCAGUGGAGAAAACGUGUAAUGCAGUGAUAGAGUUCCUUGCAGCUUGCUGAACAAGACAGGCUGUUCUGAAAACAAACAAAAACAGUUAGUCAGACCCCAAAAUGAAGAUUCUAGUAGCAAAGUACAUGAUCUUCUGUGAGCAAAUAGAAAAAAGUGAUUAAAAAUGCAAAAAUAAGGUCAGUAUGGUGUGUUUGUAUAUAUAUAAAUUCACAAUAGCAGUUCCUGUUACUUUGUCUUUAUAGCUAAGUUUUCAUAUAAGGUAUCUGCACCAAUACAUCAGCCUUCAACUGUUACAGUUAAAUAAAUGAGGAACUUUGUUCAUGCAUUUUCAGUUACCAGUUCAACAAAACCAAACCGCUGGAUCCAGGUGUGUGGUACAGACAAAGCCUUGGUCUCAGUCUUUGAAGUAAGCAUGUCAAGCCAAUACUAUGUUGCUGUUAUCCUGUGAUAGCUUCUGUGUUAAAUAUGUUUGGAACUUACUGUACAGAUCAUUUCUCUAUCAUGGAAACCCUACAGCAUAAGAUCAUGUAACCUGCAUUUCAGCUCUGUUCCUUCUAGUUAGGAGCUCUUCCCUCCUCCCAUACUCCUAAAAUCCGAUGGCUGAUCAGUAGGAGGAUUUGCUGAGAUCUUCAAACGGCUCCCUGUGCCACUAAAGCACAGCUGGUGUUCAGGAACACACCAACCCAGACUGCUGCAGAUGAUAACCUGGUCAUAAAGGUAAACCGGUUCCAAAGUCUCACAGGGGGAAUGAUGUAACAGCUAGGUUCCUUCCAGUUCCAAAAACUACUGGGCUGUGUGCACUUGAGUGCAAACAUGUGAUAAAUCUGCACCUCAGUGAUCUGAGGGAUAGAGGCCUAGGCUUUGUUAAAUUAUUGAAACACUGAGCAUUCCUUGCUAGGAAAGGCUUCAAAUGUCUUCUAGAAUGAGCCCUGUUAAAUAAAAACAAGCAACAAAAGAACCCAAACACAAUACAACACGAACACCGUUUCUUGUACAUACCUGAACUUACUGGUCCAUGUCUUCUUGUUUGAGGUAUUGCGUGCAGUCACUUAUUUUCUUAAGAUGAACAAUGUUAAUUCUUUCAGAACACAUUGGACAUGUAUUUUCACUCUGUAACAUGCUGUUUUAAAAGAAGGUUGACAGAUCAAAGCGUAGUUCUAACACUAGCAAACCUGUACAACCUAUACUGUGUAAAAAAUAAAGGCUAGAGCAAUACAUUGUGCUUCUGUCUAGGUGGAGAAAAGUUUUUUUUUUUUUUUUUUUUAACAUAUGAGAACUAAGAUUGCAACAGGAACGUUGCUGCUGUGGCAGGUAGAGCACAAACAAAGCAUUGGGGCUAGAAGGUAGUUUCUGGAGAAGCAGUUCCUGACUGCAGAACAAGCUACCCAAGCCCAUUCCCGUACAGAUGGGUAGUAGGGACAAGUGGUGGUAGUUGUGUUAGUGGGUGCAUAUUCUUGUUUUGGUGGCUGCUGCUGUGCCUGGUUCACUUGAAAGUAAUGUUCUGGGAGUAUGUUUGAUGAAAUGCUCAAGUAAGAGGUUUUUCCCCACCCUCAGAGGCUUACUUGUUUUUAAGUACCAAAGAAAACUGUUUGCUGCUGAACUGUGAACAAACUAACAUUGGAAUCCAUCAACAGAAAAAAUGAAGUAAAAAUCCCAACUUACUUCUUGAAUUCUGAAUAGAGGGCAGGGAAGUCACAGUGGGGGCAGACUGUCCAGUCAUCUUGUACCAUGUGCCGGCCCUGCAUGCAAAGGCAACAAGUUAUUAAAGGGUAUGUGCUGUCCUAGCAGACUGGGCGCUGAGGUGUUGCUCUGUUACUGUGAGAAAGUCUCAGCAACAGCGUUCUAAAGGUCUCGAUGAAUUUAAAAACAAAAACAACCCCACUAUAAUAGUGUUACUUAUUGUGUAAAUUCUGUGACUAGAAAAAGAGCUCUGAAUGAGACAGCAUUUUCAUUAUGACUUGUAUUUCCUUUUAAAACAAAAAGUAUUAAAUUACCGCUUUAUUUUAUUUUGGCAAUUUUAUAAUGCUAUUUGUAAAUCUGCAUAGGGAGGGCUGUUUGUAAAUUUACAGAGAAUUUUUUUUGAUGCUAUGUGACAUUCAAAAAAUGUCCCUAAGCCACGUCACUUGAGCCCAGGGGGUUGCAUUUGACUGUCAGUCCGUGAGCAUAGCGGCAGUCCUGAGACUUGCCGCUUGAAGCAGAGAUUAUUUCCUUUUUUUUGUAUGGUUUCCAAUUUGCUCUUGAUGCAGAGAAUUGUUACAUAGGUUGGUCAACAUUAUAACAUGCAACAGUGCCUUAAACUGUAUUCAGCAAUUUAUGCUCUAAUACAAUAUACAACAGUAAACUCUUUUGACGCUUUCAAAAGAUAUUAGAAAAUUCUGCUGUCCUCAUGAUGUUACAAAUACCUGUGAUGUAAUUGAGCUAUAACUAAGAGGCAGUUUAAUUACAUGAAAUGUACAUGAAUACGUACUUUGGUUUCUGGCUUGCAAAGUUAUGUAUUUAAAAACUUUUUUUCCCCUUAAGAUACUACUUCUGAAAUAUACUGAUCAUAAUAUUCUGCUAAUCCAAUAGUUUUAAAAAAAGGUAUAUAUCUUUUGUAAGACCGAUUCUUUAGUUUUAAUAAAGAAUGUUUACUUAAGCAGG
Molecule: messenger RNA, 7247 nt
Organism: Cygnus olor (mute swan)
Lineage: Eukaryota; Metazoa; Chordata; Aves; Anseriformes; Anatidae
Gene: RFC1
Product: replication factor C subunit 1
Exons: 25
Coding region: 230-3667 (1145 amino acids)
Biological process (GO): DNA repair; DNA replication
Cellular component (GO): DNA replication factor C complex; nucleus
Molecular function (GO): ATP hydrolysis activity; DNA clamp loader activity; ATP binding
Source: RefSeq, a predicted model, not a curated record